AUCAUUAUUUGUUUCCAGGGAUAACCCAAAAAAAUUGUUUUGUGGCUUCAAGACCUGAUUUACUUUUCCUGCUUGUUUUGAAUCAUGGGUAUCGAGAGGGACAUGGGACCUGGGGCAAAGGUUUUGCUCUUGUCAAAUUCCACGAUGCAUGGCGAGAAUUAUUUGGCAUACGCCGAACCUCACAUCAAGGACUUCUUCAAGAAAUGCAAUGUGGAUCGCGUGUUGUUUAUCCCGUAUGCGCUGAAUGACAUGGAUGGAUAUGCCGAGGUUGCGAAGAAGGCUUUUCUACGAAUGGGCAUUGAACUGGACAGCAUUCACACGUUUUCGGAUCCGCAUUGGGCUGCCGAAAAGGCCACAGGCUUCUUUGUUGGCGGUGGGAACACGUUUUUGCUCCUCAAAAGGCUUUACGAGGCGGACAUCAUGGAUAUAAUUCGUCGUCGAGUCCUUCAGAACGGAAUUCCGUAUGUGGGAAGCAGUGCAGGGACGAAUGUGGCGACAGUGAGCAUUAAUACUACGAAUGACAUGCCGAUUGUUCAGCCACCGAGUUUCCAAGCCAUUGGAUUGGUACAUUUCAACAUUAAUCCGCACUACGUCGACCCUGAUUUGUCGUCCAAGCACAUGGGGGUAAGGGCGAGUUGAUGAGAUUCACUGGUCAACGAAAUCC
This is a messenger RNA of Notodromas monacha, 664 nucleotides long. The record is from the annotation of a GenBank genome assembly. NCBI's taxonomy places the organism in Eukaryota, Metazoa, Arthropoda, Ostracoda, Podocopida, Cyprididae.